GAUUUGAUAAUGAAGGGGAACAUAAUCGGGAUUUUGGUGAUGAGUUUGUCGCUUGGCCCCCCGCUCGCAGGACAAGACUAUGAGAUUAACUCUACCGAGGAAGUGAGGGCUGUAGUUGGUGAAAAUGUCACUCUGCCGUGUCAAACUGAGCCCCCGAAAGAUUUACAAUCUCUGACAGUGGAGUGGAAAAACAACGAGAGCUAUGUCCACCUUUACAGACAUGGACAGGAUGAUCAUGAUCUACAGCAGCCGCAAUACACAAACAGAACGAUCCUCUCCCAUGAGGACCUGAUCAAAGGAAAUCUGUCACUGAAACUACUCCAUGUACAGCUGAGCGACCAAGGAAACUACACCUGCAGUGUUGUGAAGCUGUCAGAGAAGGAAAAGAUCACCAGAGGUCAUGUGAUCCUCAUUGUUUUUACCGUCCAAAAACAAUAUUACGCUAUAUUAAAUGGAGACAGGUCAAGCACUAGGACCCAGCGGAAAACGGUCGCUCAAGCUUCCCUUGAGACCGCCCACAAGCUCCUCAAGGAGCAUUUUGUGGAGAACAUGGAGGAGGUGGUGGAGAACGUGGAGGAUGUGGUGAAGAACGUGGAGGAGGUGGUGAAGAACGUGGAGGAGGUGGUGGAGAACAACAAGAAGGCAGCUGUUUUCUGA
Myripristis murdjan (pinecone soldierfish) is the source of this 657-nucleotide messenger RNA. Its product is annotated as myelin-oligodendrocyte glycoprotein-like. Lineage: Eukaryota; Metazoa; Chordata; Actinopteri; Holocentriformes; Holocentridae. Gene Ontology annotation, biological process: T cell receptor signaling pathway; regulation of cytokine production. The coding region runs from base 10 to 657 and encodes 215 amino acids. The transcript is spliced from 4 exons. The record is from RefSeq and is a predicted model, not a curated record. Gene Ontology annotation, cellular component: external side of plasma membrane. Gene Ontology annotation, molecular function: signaling receptor binding.